This is a messenger RNA of Cooperia oncophora, 468 nucleotides long. NCBI's taxonomy places the organism in Eukaryota, Metazoa, Nematoda, Chromadorea, Rhabditida, Trichostrongylidae. The record is from the annotation of a GenBank genome assembly.
GUGGUGGUCACAUCUGAAGAUCUUUGGAUCAAGACAUAUGGACAACUCUAUAAGAGAUUAUGUUCAUCGGGCGCUAAUAUUCCUCUAGGAAUAUUCAGAACGAAGAAUAUGGACAGUAAGACGGUCUCUCAUGAAAUGGAGGAAAGGUGUCACUUAGUGGAUGCUUCACAGCUCGAAAUGGCUGUCGAGCGAAGGAAGGAAAUGCUGAAUCAUAUCAGAACGAGAAUGAGAAACUUGGGAAUAACAGAUGAUGCAGAAACUCUCGAUAGCAGGGAUGCGGUGGAAAACAGUAAUAAGAUCUCCUUCGUCAUAAUCAAUCCAGCUGCAGACUUGCAACUUGAAGCAGGAGAUAUUGUGUACGUUGCCUCUUUUUCUGUUUUCAUAUCUCUAUUAUAUGCGGCCAAAGAGCGCUCCCUUCUCGCGGCUGAUCUUUUCGUGAACCGUAAAAGUCCUGCGGAGGCUCGAUAG